AUGUACGGAGACCUGGGUAACAAGCUGGUCCAACAUGCCAAACGGACACAGAACCUGGCGCACCUGCCGCCCUACCAGACCGAGAUCGUCCGCGCUGUGACGCGUGAAGUCCGCGACCUUGACAAGGAUGUUGCCCAACUCCUGGAACCGUUCCAGGGCAACUUCGACCCGUCCGUCGAACAGGCCACGGCCUGCGCGCUGCUCGUUGACCAUUUGGCCAUGCGCCGCAACAAACGCUGUCUCCUCGCUUACCACCGGACACGCACCGACAAGCUCGAGGAGCUCGUGUGGAAGGGCUCCGACGUGGUCGACUUGUCGGUGCAGCAGGUGCGCGACGCCAGCGGCAGUGCUGGAGCGGGCGGCGGCGGCGGCGCAGGCUACAGAGCGGGUGGGGGAUCUGGUGGUGCUGGUGGCGCGGGCGACAACGGCCUCUCGUCCGAGGCGAGCAACACCAGCAGCAGCCUGAGCCCGCAGGAGGAAGACUAUGUGCGCCAGUACUCGGACCUGCUGGCGGCGUACAAGGGCCAGUGGACAGACAUCGAUUUGACCGGUAGCCUGGAGCCGCCACGGGACUUGUUUAUCGAUGUGCGCGUCCUCAAAGACGCGGGCGAGAUCCAGACAGAAUACGGAUCCAUCACACUGAGCCGCAACAGCCAGUUUUACGUUCGCCAGGGCGAUGUCGAGCGGCUGAUUGCCCAGGGAUACCUUCAGAAACUGGGAUGA
This is a messenger RNA of Sporothrix schenckii 1099-18, 723 nucleotides long. Its product is annotated as GINS complex subunit 1. NCBI's taxonomy places the organism in Eukaryota, Fungi, Ascomycota, Sordariomycetes, Ophiostomatales, Ophiostomataceae. Gene Ontology annotation, biological process: DNA strand elongation involved in mitotic DNA replication; DNA replication. The record is from RefSeq and is a predicted model, not a curated record. Bases 1 to 723 code for a protein of 240 amino acids. The transcript is spliced from 3 exons. Gene Ontology annotation, cellular component: GINS complex.